Clupea harengus (Atlantic herring) is the source of this 2032-nucleotide messenger RNA. RefSeq lists its product as uncharacterized. Lineage: Eukaryota; Metazoa; Chordata; Actinopteri; Clupeiformes; Clupeidae. The record is from RefSeq and is a predicted model, not a curated record.
UUAACAUAGAACACCACCCCUCCACUGUACACUGUGACCAAGUGUCCCAACCAUAUUAUGUAAAUGCAACUUAGGCUAGAAACGCAUAACCUAAUAGUUUAGUUACUGGCUACUAUACCGUCAGAGCACUGGCAUACUUCAUUUGACCAGUAGUUCGUUAGUUAUGGUUAGUUUUCGUUCUUAAACCGCGCCCCCCUUAACGUAACUCUGCAGCCGAUCGUUACAAAUAAUUAUUCAGAACUGCUAUAACCGUAGUUCGGCUCUGCUAAUCGUUUUGUUAGAAACAUCAGUUUCUCAUCUCAUCUGGAUACUUUGGGAAUGGGUGCAGCACAGUCGAUUCCGGUGGUCGGAGAAAUCGUCACUGCUGUUGAUAGCAGUGUGAAGAUAGUUGUAGCAGGUGGUUGCGCUCUUGCAGGAGAGAUACUAGACGACCAGGAUGCUAAAGAUGCUGCCAAAAAGUUUGUAAAGGAUGCUGGGAAUUCUUGGGUUGAAUAUUCCGAGAGAAGUCUAAUUGUUGCUCCAGUUCGUGCAGCUGUUCAUAGUGCUGCUGGUGACGAGGCUGAAGCGAAGAGAGUCCUGAAGAAGAUGGGUAAAUCAACUGAGCAAGUUAUUGACAGCACUCCAGUUGUUGGGCACGUAAAAGGUGUAGUUCACUACGCAAUGGGGGAUAAGGAACAUGGUCAUGAUUGCAUGAAGGGUGCCAGUCGCACAUUGGUUGUGGUGGGAGCUGGAGCUCUAACUGGUGGAGUUGGAGGAGGAUUCGUUCUUGGUGGACUAGCAGGCGCAUCAGGUGGUGUUGCGUACGAUGGAACGAUAUCUGCAAUUGAAAGUAAGCCUUAUGGAAUUGUAGAAUCUAUCGACCAGGCAAUUGAAUCUGAUAAAAAGAGAGAUGGUCACGGUUUCCUCAACUCAGCAAUAAAUGUUGCAUACUCUGUUACCGGAGAUUUUCUUACCGGAGCUACUGCGGCAAAGGGCACCAAGGAGUUGAACAAAGCUUCAAAGCAAAGGAAAGUGUUGAAAAAUGAAAUUGGAAAAGACGCCGCCAAGGAUGUUGUAGACACUGGCAAGAAGUUAAAAAAAGUAAUGAAGAAAGUAAAUGGAGAUGACCACGUUUGCACGAAAGCCAAAAACCUGGAAACAGGAAACGAAACUUACGGGACAAACAAACGGUGCAGACAAGAGAUGAGAAUGAAUGAGUAUGCCUCGAAAGGUGAAGCUAGUGGAUACACCAGUAAAACAAAUGCUAGGAAAGGACAUGUCGGUGAAUUCCCAAGAAAGGCAGGAAUCCUUGAAAAAACAGCAAAUGAGAUGAAUAUGGAUAUUGAGCCGAAAGUAAGCAAUCGAGCUCUAAAUGCUUGUGCUGAACAUCAUGCCAUUGAGAAGCUGGGUACUCACGGGCCGAAACUAAUAUCCGUACAACUACUGUCAAGUCUAGUAAUGGGCAUAUCACAGCUAUAAAGAGAUGCGACAAUUGUAUGCAGUUCGACCCUCUGAUGGGAGAUGUGCCCACCGAUGGUAUUCAUGGGAUGCCUGUACCUACACGUCAGUUCGUUCUUGAUACGUCCCUGCCCGCUGUAAAAAGCGCUGCUGGGUUUGCUGCAGGCGCAGUUGCAGUGUGUGUUGCCUGUGGAGAGAGUGAUGACUGUAGCUGCGUACAAUUUUGACUUGAGUUGUGCUGCACAAAACAGGAACUAGAUGUAUCCUUUAGUUUCCUGAUAUUGUCCUACUCUGUCUCUGGAUUAUUUCCUGUUGGCCCCUUUUCUGCAAACGUGUGUCCUAGACAGAGCCCAUUCUUUCAAAAGGCAUGUCCUGUUAUGUAGAGCCCAGAGAAGUACAGUAUACACAGACAAAUAUAUUUUACACCAUAUUUUAGCGAUUUUUUUUCUAUAUGAUUUAUUUUGUGUGUAUUUCCUUUAAACAAUGCAAGAUCAUACAUUUGCCGAAAUAUUAUCGCAUAUAAUAAAGUAUUAUAUUAUCAUAUUUUACAGUGCAGUUAAAACACAGGGACAGUUGUAACUUAAAGGUUGAAUUC